Messenger RNA from Neogale vison (American mink), 1056 nucleotides. RefSeq names its product chromosome 7 C16orf95 homolog (gene C7H16orf95). The transcript is spliced from 7 exons. Lineage: Eukaryota; Metazoa; Chordata; Mammalia; Carnivora; Mustelidae. Bases 267 to 815 code for a protein of 182 amino acids. The record is from RefSeq and is a predicted model, not a curated record.
UAGACGCGUGAGGGGCCGCUCGACUGUGGUCACCCGCCUCACGAUGGUCACCACAGCCUCUUCCACAGCGGCCCGGCCGGCGUCGCGGCGGGCACUUCCGGGAGCCCUCGGGUGUCCGUUGGGUCUGUCGGCACGCACUCCCCCGAGCGCGGCGCGUCAGGCAGCUCCCCGCGCGGAGCCCAGAACUUCCUGAGCCUCGUGUCCUCGCCUUCCAGGGAGAGCCGGCCGCAGACCUCGGGACGGAGGCGAGCCCCGGACAGCCUUCGAUGUGUCCUGUCCCCAGCACCGUCCCUCGAGAGCCCACCUGCUGUGAGUGCCAGGCCAAAUUCGGGGGCUUCCUGCCGGUGCCCAGGGUCCAGGUGGCCUUGCCUUACUGGGUCCCUUUGUCCCUGAGACCCCGAAAGCAGAUCCAAAAGAUGGUCCGGUUUUAUAUCCCCAAAACCUCCGAGGCAUGCCCCUGCUUAUGCCACCGCUUUGGGGGCCGGCUCCCAAUGCCUAGGGAUCAGGCCGUGAUGCCCUACUGGGUGCCCCAGAUCCUGAGGCCUCACAAGAAGGUGGUGAAAAGGCCGCAGAGUUGUAAAGGCAUCCAAGAACGCCCCCUGGACUUGCACUCCUGGUACAACCGCUGGCAGAUCUGCUGUGACGGGCGCCUCCUCCUCAAGUGGCAACAGCUCCAGGCCCUUCACCAGCACGAGCCACUGGCCCCAGAGAGGGGAGUGAGCCCCCCGGCCCCCUUCCUGCCCUUCAGCCUCCUCACCCUCCUGCAGGUGGUCCUGAGGGUCGUGGUGGCCAUUCGCCACUUGUUUUGGUUUUGAAGUUGGAAUCUUCAGCCACUGCCGAGAACAUCAACGAAAAUGUCAGUCAUAAUGAAGGUCUUUAACGAGAAUGUCAAGUCAGGGGGAGUGUGUGAUAGCCACCGUUCUCUCAGGCCCUAGAAGUCACACCCGGGGCUGGGUCCAGGCUCUCAACAGGCAGUGCUUCGUGGCGGCGCAGCUGCUGUGGACGCAGGGGAGACUCCGGCGAACGUGGCCAAUAAAUGUUAUUUGUGAAGCUCCA